AUGAAGAUCAUCAACGAGAUCUAUGGAGCCCCAAUCUUCGAUGUCUACCACGACGAUGACGAAGUCCAGUGGCGGAUCUACAUGUAUGAGUUCCCCUCUCCUCCACCAGGUACAUCUCUCUUCAGGACGGGACCUGGAAAUCUACUAGCUCACGAGUGUUACAGAGUUCUUGAGCUCUCGCUCUACAAUGGAGAUCGCAAAGAGAAGUCAACGAGGAAGAAGAAGUUACAACUUCCUUCUUCUCGUGACAUAACGGAUAUAACGACUUCCGUCAGAUGGGCCAAUCACAAACCGAUACGGCCCACCUACAACACACUCACACUCACGUGGCUUUACACUUAA
Microthlaspi erraticum is the source of this 342-nucleotide messenger RNA. The record is from the annotation of a GenBank genome assembly. NCBI's taxonomy places the organism in Eukaryota, Viridiplantae, Streptophyta, Magnoliopsida, Brassicales, Brassicaceae.